Molecule: messenger RNA, 852 nt
Organism: Penicillium diatomitis
Lineage: Eukaryota; Fungi; Ascomycota; Eurotiomycetes; Eurotiales; Aspergillaceae
Product: pyrroline-5-carboxylate reductase family protein
Exons: 2
Coding region: 1-852 (283 amino acids)
Biological process (GO): L-proline biosynthetic process
Molecular function (GO): pyrroline-5-carboxylate reductase activity
Source: RefSeq, a predicted model, not a curated record
AUGCCUACCCUGCAAGAGAGCAAGCUUGCCUUCAUCGGCGGGGGCAACAUGGCCUCUGCCAUUAUCGGUGGUCUUGUCAACAAGGGUGUCAGCAAGCAGAAUAUCUGUGUCUCGGAGCCCUGGGAUGUCAACCGAGAGAAGCUCGCUGCGGUCGGAGUACGAACGACAACCGACAACACAGAAGCAGGUGGAGAUGCGGACAUUGUCAUAAUUGCGGUCAAGCCUCAGGUCACCCGAGCUGUCUGCGAGGAACUCGGUGAUUCAUGGAGCAACCGCAAAUCUCUUCCGGUUCUCGUCAGCAUCGCGGCGGGCAUCACCCUCAGCAGUCUGCAGGAGUGGUCGCGAACUGAUGACGGGCGAUUUGCGCACGUUGUGCGUGUGAUGCCCAACACUCCGGCACUGGUGAGCGAGGGCGCGUCGGGCGCAUUUGCUGGCGAGGAUGUGACUGCCUCUGAAAAGGAUCUGGUCAAUGCUCUUCUCAGUAGCGUGAGCAAGGCCACCGAGUGGGUUGAUAGGGAAGAGCUUCUGGACGUUGUCACUGGUCUUUCAGGCUCUGGCCCUGCCUACUUCUUCGCUAUGGUCGAGCACCUCGUCACUAGCGGCAUGUCCGAAGGGUUAUCGAAGGAGCAGGCUACUCGACUGGCCUCUCAAACUUGUCUCGGUGCCGGGAAAAUGCUCGUUGAAUCCACCGAGGAGCCAAGCCAAUUGCGCAAAAACGUCACCAGCCCCAAUGGCACCACAUAUGCUGCUCUCCAGACAUUCGAAGCUGAGGGCUUCGAAGGCAUUGUGGACAAGGCCGUCAAAGCCGCUAUUGCUCGUGCAGCCGAGCUAGGUACCAUGCUUGCGAAAUAG